Molecule: messenger RNA, 943 nt
Organism: Kogia breviceps (pygmy sperm whale)
Lineage: Eukaryota; Metazoa; Chordata; Mammalia; Artiodactyla; Physeteridae
Gene: EXOSC8
Product: exosome component 8
Biological process (GO): U5 snRNA 3'-end processing; exonucleolytic trimming to generate mature 3'-end of 5.8S rRNA from tricistronic rRNA transcript (SSU-rRNA, 5.8S rRNA, LSU-rRNA); U1 snRNA 3'-end processing
Cellular component (GO): nuclear exosome (RNase complex); cytoplasmic exosome (RNase complex)
Molecular function (GO): mRNA 3'-UTR AU-rich region binding
Source: RefSeq, a predicted model, not a curated record
ACGCGCGGGCGGAAGAUGGCUGCCGGGUUCAAAACUGUGGAACCUCUGGAGUAUUACAGGAGAUUUUUGAAAGAGAAUUGCCGUCCUGAUGGAAGAGAACUUGGUGAAUUCAGAACCACAACUGUCAACAUAGGUUCAAUUGGUACUGCAGAUGGUUCUUCUUUGGUGAAGCUGGGAAAUACUACAGUAAUUUGUGGAAUUAAAGCGGAAUUUGGAGCACCACCAACAGAUGCCCCUGAUAAAGGAUAUGUUGUUCCUAAUGUGGAUCUAUCACCUCUGUGUUCCUGGAGAUUUCGGUCUGGACCUCCUGGAGAAGAGGCCCAGGUGGCCAGCCAGUUCAUUGCAGAUGUCAUUGAAAAUUCACAGGUAAUUCAGAAAGAGGACUUAUGUGUCUCUCCAGGAAAGCUUGCUUGGGUUCUAUACUGUGAUCUCAUUUGCCUCAACCAUGAUGGAAACAUUUUGGAUGCUUGCACGUUUGCUUUGUUAGCAGCUUUAAAAAAUGUACAGUUACCUGAAGUUACUAUAAAUGAAGAAACUGCUUUAGCAGAAGUUAAUUUAAAGAAGAAAAGUUAUUUGAAUAUUAGAACUCAUCCAGUUGCAACUUCCUUUGCUGUGUUUGAUGACACUCUGCUUAUAGUUGACCCUACUGAAGAGGAGGAAAACCUGGCAACUGGAACCUUAACAGUAGUAACGGACGAGGAAGGCAAGCUAUGUUGUCUUCACAAACCAGGUGGAAGUGGACUGACUGCAGCUAAACUUCAAGAUUGUAUGAGCCGAGCAGUUACAAGACACAAAGAAGUAAAAAAACUGAUGGAUGAAGUAUUUAAGAGUAUGAAACCCAAAUAAACCACCACCACAUUUUCAAAACAGAUUUGUAAAAACUGUAUUUGUUACACUGUGCACAAACCUUUUAUACUAAAUAAAUAUCAAACUACAUUCUUCU